Musca domestica (house fly) is the source of this 6473-nucleotide messenger RNA. It is a transcript of the gene dpp, whose product is annotated as protein decapentaplegic. The transcript is spliced from 6 exons. Gene Ontology annotation, biological process: BMP signaling pathway; SMAD protein signal transduction. Gene Ontology annotation, molecular function: growth factor activity; cytokine activity. The record is from RefSeq and is a predicted model, not a curated record. Gene Ontology annotation, cellular component: extracellular region. Lineage: Eukaryota; Metazoa; Arthropoda; Insecta; Diptera; Muscidae. Bases 2132 to 4396 code for a protein of 754 amino acids.
AUACAAAAACCACCAGAGCCAGCGAGACGCAGCCAUGAAACCAGCAACUAGUGGAGCAAAACAAGCAAAAAUCAACAAGCAACAAAAACAACAACAUCGUCGUCGUUGUUGGCGACAACAAUAACGCCUGUCCGACCGGCCGACCCACCGAUCCAUCGACCGGGCCAGGCUGUGUGGCGGAGCUGGAAAAAAAAGUAAAACAGCACACACUGAGCGGCGGCGACAUGAGACUGCGCCAGCAACUGCUGCUGCCGCCGCCGCCUCUCUUUCGAGCUGGGCUGAGCUGAACCGAACCGAAAUGCUGCUGUAGUACCACAACUGAUACAAACGGUUAUCUUUUUUUCCAAGUCUCAGUCGUAAUCAACAACGUGUGAGACGCGCUCGAGAAACUGAAAAACUACAACUUUCAGGUCGUUUCGAAAAAAAAACAACAGCAAAGCAAGAAGAAAGAAGGAAAGAAAAACAAAAACAACAAAAAAUAAAACAUCGAUUCGAAAAUAACAACAAAUCGAAAAAAAAAACAAAAUAUAUAAAACAUAAAUACAUCAACAAUAACAUAUUUUAUAAUUGUUGUUAUUAGCCGUCAUCGUCGUCAUUGUUGUUGUUGUUGUUCCUUUUCACAUAAUUUAAAUGUUGUUUUUAUUUUGUCGAUGUCUACUUGAUUUCAAAACAACAUGAAACCCCUCUAAUCGCCAAAGUCGCCGCCGCCGCGGAGGAAGAAGAAGAAGAAGCUCAAAAAAUUAAAGAAAUUUUUGUGAAUCCAAAAAAAAAAAAAAGAAAUAAAAAAUCUUCGGAAAAAAGCUAGUUUUAAGGAAGUGUUGUUCGUUACAGGCACAGAGUGUGGGUUUUUUCUUAUCGCCAGCGAGGCGAGUUGUUGUGCAAAAAAAAAUGUGUUCUUCCAUUUGGUGGAAAUGUAAUGCAAAAUCCUAUUGUGUUGUGUUAUAGAGAAGAAGAAGAAGAAGAAAAAAAUUAUAAAAAAUAUAAAAUUCCAAUAUAUUUUAGUGCAAUAUGUGUUAUGUAAAUCGCUGCUCUUCUGCGUAUCGCUUGUGAUAAUGGAUGCAAUUCUCAUAACCAGCUGUAAUUGGCAAUUAUUACGAUUGCAGCCCAAGGAUUUGUGGAUACUGGCGGUUAUUUGUGAAAAUAAGUGAAAAUUAAAAAUAGGUGAAAAAUAAUAGUGCAAUAUUUGUGAAGAAGUGAAUCCUGGAAAUUCCGAAGCAAUAUUUUAUACAAAAUAUAUAAUUCAAUUGAAUCAUAAUUUUAAAUAAGUAUUCCUCAAAUUCAAAUAUAUAUCAUCAGAAGCAGCUCAGUUCUUUGGUUGGUGAUAUUGUGAUAAAAAUUGAAAUUGUGUGAUUUUCGAUCCUGUAUUUAAAUGAAAUGAUAUUCAACAUAGCAAUGAUAAAGUGAAAACUUUGGAGUACCACUUUCAACAACACAACAAAUAAGUGAUUUGUGUGACAGCCCCAAAAAUAACCCGAAAAACGGAAGUAAUCGGUCUUCGUUCGACGAUCUCUCUUGGCAAACAUUUGGCAUAUCAAAAUAAAUAGAACUCUGUUUUGUUUUUAUUUUUAUUCCUCUUCAAAUUUAAUUCCACAACUGAAAGUAAGAAAAUAAAUAUUCGAACAAAUCACCUUCUCUCCAACUUCCCGUCCCCCCGUACGAUUAUCAUUAAUAGAAACAAAAUCGAUUGUUGGUUUCAUGAGAUUUGAUCCGUAACUCCGAAUUGCAAAGAUGACUUGAGAUCACAUGAGUGUUCGGCAAACCGAAAAAAAUAUUUGAUAUCUCCUCAUCUCCCGCCUUGCCCAAACUCGAAAAGAAACAGAAAUUUUAGAAGUACCGAAAGAUAAAUUUUCAUAACUGUAUCUGCCGCAACAUAAAACUUACAGUGAUCUUCUAACAACAACAACCACCACAACAACAAAGAACACAUUCCUUACAACAUUGUUGCUGUCGUUUCGUGUUCGACAGUGUGGGUGUACGGUUAUCAACGCUCUCUUCAUUAAGUCAUACAUCUCGCCACCAAGUCAUACAUAGCUACAUGUAUGCCAGCACCGAAUGCGACGCACAUCAUCGGGAUACACUAUACGGUAACCGAAGACUUUUGUUUCAAACAACCUGAGAGUUGCAAGCGACCAUGCGCGCAUGGCUUCUACUCCUCGCAGUGCUGGCGACUUUUCAAACGAUCGUUCAAGUUGCUAGCACCGAGGAUAAUCAAAUAUCAGUAUCGUCGAGAUUUAUUGAAGCAAUACAGCCGAUUAAUCAUAAAAAUAAGGAUAAAACCGCAACAACAAUAACAAAAGUGCCGUCGCCAAGACAAAAUAAACAAACGACGACGGCUGUUGUAAAAAAAUCAACGGUGCAAACGGCCUUAAUGGAUUUUCACAACAAUCAACAACAAAGUAUUGUUUAUAAACCACAUACAACAAAAAGUUUUACAAGUGAUCAGUUAAGUGAAAAUUAUCAAACAAAAGAUAGCAACAACAACAACAACAACAAAAACCUUAUUAUUGAAAUCAAAAAUAUUGAAGAAAUCGAAACAAACGAUUUAAACGAAAUCCAACAGAUUCAAGUGCAAGAAAAUCACAAAAACACCAACAACAACAGCAACAACAAAAAACACAAACAUAAAGAAAAUCUAACCGAAAGUAAGGAAGUGAUGAAAAUUGAAGAAGUGACAGCAGAAGUGAAGCAACAUAAAAAAGUUCAUAAAAAUCAAAAACAUAAAAUCUUAUCAAACAAUAACAACAACAACAGCAACAACAUGGCUUUAAGUGUUAAUGAAGAAGACAACCAACAACAACAACAACAAAAACAUAUAAACCAAAAACAUAAUAACAACAAGCAUAGAGAGGAUGCCAUUACAACAAAACAACAACAACAACAAGAACAAAGUUCCUCCUCCUCCAGCAGCAGUAGCCAGCAACAUCAAAAGCAUCAUAAACACCAGCAUCAGCAUCAUAAUAAUCAUAAUCAGCAACAAACAGAACCUGCCUCACAACAACAACACCAACAUAAACAACAUCAUCAUCACCACCACCAUCAUCAUCAGUCCAAACAAAACAAGGACUCGGAAGAAACGAGCUCCGCCUCCCACACCUCCCCAUCAGAGUCAUCUAGUGAUAAUUUAUCCUCCGCCUCACAAACAUCAUCAUCCUCAACAACGACGACACCAUCGCCACCACCCACAACACCCAUGGAUGUUGAUGUCCUGGCCGAAGAUGAUGUACCCCAAGUGGAUGCGGUCAUACCCGAUGAUGGUCCACGCACCUAUAGCAAUAACGAGGUGAUCGGUGACAAACUGAAACCGGAUCCCUCAACUCUAGUCGAAAUUGAAAAUAGUUUAUUGUCGCUAUUCAAUAUGAAGCGGCCGCCGAAAAUCGAUCGUUCCAAAAUCGUCAUACCGGAGGCCAUGAAACAGCUGUAUGCCCAGAUCAUGGGCCAUGAAUUGAAUUCUGUAAAUAUACCAAAACCCGGUUUGCUGACCAAGUCGGCGAAUACAGUGCGAAGUUUUACGCAUCAAGAUAGUAAAAUCGACGAUCGGUUUCCUCACCAUCAUCGGUUUCGUUUACAUUUCGACGUGCGCAGCAUACCCGCCGAGGAGAAACUGAAGGCUGCCGAACUGCAGCUGACACGUGAGGCCAUCAGUCAUGCCACCCUCAAUCCCCGCCUGGCCAAUCGCACCCGCUACCAAGUGCUGGUCUAUGACAUAACACGAGUGGGUGUACGCGGCAAGCGGGAGCCCAGCUAUCUGCUGUUGGACAACAAGACCAUACGGCUGAAUAGCACAGAGACGGUGAGUUUGGAUGUCCAACCUGCUGUGGAUCGGUGGCUGGCUUCACCGAAGAAGAAUUUCGGUCUAUUGGUGGAGGUGCGGACGUCACGCUCCCUGAAACCGGCACCGCAUCAUCAUGUACGCUUGCGCCGCAGUGCGGACGAGGAACAUGACGCGUGGCAGCGCAAACAGCCCCUGCUCUUUACCUACACCGACGAUGGACGGCACAAAUCGCGUUCCAUACGCGAUGUCAGCAAUCGUUCAAAGCGAGCUGGCCACAAUCGUCGAUCGCAUCGGCGAAAGAAUAACGAGGAGAUCUGUCGACGCCAUUCGCUCUAUGUGGACUUUACGGAUGUCGGGUGGAGUGAUUGGAUUGUGGCGCCGCCAGGCUAUGAUGCCUUCUAUUGUCAUGGCAAGUGUCCAUUUCCGCUAGCGGAACAUUUGAAUUCGACAAAUCAUGCAGUGGUCCAGAAUAUGGUGAACAGCAUUAAUCCGGGGAAGGUACCAAAGGCAUGCUGUGUGCCAACACAGUUGGAGGGCAUAUCGAUGCUCUAUUUGAAUGAUCAGCGUACGGUUGUGCUCAAGAAUUAUCAGGAUAUGACAGUGGUGGGUUGUGGUUGUCGGUAAGAUGAGGUUCGAGAGAGGAGAGAAGGACAACAACCACACAAAAUAACUGAGAAAAAAAAACGUGAGAAAAAGGGGGAGGCGAGAGGGCAUACUUUUAGGGAGAGGGAGAGAGAAAAAGAGAGAGUGAGUUGGUGUAAAAAUGCUUGGGCGCCAAAUUGGUUUGGGAGAUGAAAAUGACUUAUAUUUUCAUAACUCCCCUGCCAAAGAAGAGUUAUCCUUGGCCCUUAUUUUUUCCACACCUUUGCACCAAUGGAAUACCCCCCUUUCCCCUUGGAAUUUUUGUUCUUCUUUUGCCUCCCUUUUUGGCAACAUAUCGUGAUAUUUUCCUGCAGCCAGCUUUUUGGUUAAAGCUUAAAGCUGCAUGCAACCACAACAACAACAACGAAAAAGCAAGCAAUAGAGCAUCAUUUGCUAGAAUUGUAAAAGAAAUUUGAGAGAGACAGAGAGAGAAAGAAACGCCCGCCCUUUGCUUGGCUGGCGAUCUUAGCUUUGUCUUGGCUAAGUCUAGACUUUCUCUGGAUCUGUAUUUUUUUUUUUUGGUCGUUCUUUCUUUGCUUUUUAACGCUUUAAUAAGUUUAAAGAUUUUGUUUUUGGUAAAUCAAGAAAAAAAUAUUAUUAUAUAUUAAAACAAAACAAACGCAAUCUAAAUGGACUGAAUUAUUGAAUUUUAUUUCUUAAAUAAGUGUAAAUAUUAAAUAUUAAAAAAAAUAAAUAAAUAAAAAAAAACCGAAAUGCUAGGGUUGACAACGAGGUGAUAUAUAGAUGUGAGGUGUAUAAAUGCAAAAAUAUCAAUUCCCCUACAGGUCAUAAGUAGUCACUAAAUGAGGAACUUUUCUUAAAUAAAAAAUAAAUUAAAAAACACAAGCCGAACUAAAAACGAACAAAUUACAUCCCCCCUCCCACACACUUGACAGCUAGGCUGUCCGAAUAAUAUUUUCUUUUGUAUAUUCUUAAGCUUCAAUUUCUUUAAAAACAACAACAACAACAAUAUUCUCACUGUGCCAUCCUAUUCAAUAUUCAUCAAUCCCACAUAAAAAAAAAACUUUCCAUUUCAUAUUUUCUCCAAAAAAAAUCAAAAAUAUUUUUUCCUAAAAAUAUACUCGAAAAAAAUUCAAACAAAAUUGUGUAUAGAACCUAACCUAAAAAUAAACGAAACCAUGUAAAUUUAAAAAAAAAAGAAAGAGAUUAUUCCAUAAAAAAAUCUAAUUAAAAAAUUGUAUUUUGUUAAAAAAAUAAAUAAUUAAAAAAAUAAAACGGAAUAAGUUUUAGUCUAGCGAAUAUCCAUAUCCUUACAUUUAAGGAUUAUUAUUAUUAUGAUUAUUAUUACUUUAAUUAUUAUUAUUAUUUUUAUUUUCUAUUAUUAAUAAUAUUAUUAUUAAAUAAAUAAUUAAUGUAAUGUAUUUUAUUCUAUUUUAUAUAUACAUAAAAACAACAACAACCAACCAACAAAACAAUGUAUUGUAAUAUGUAUGUGUAUCUCUUUGGCUUAAUUUAAAAAAAUAUAUAUAUAUAAACAAAGAAAACAAAAACUUAAUGUUAAACAAAAAAAAAAACAACAACAACAAUCGAUUUUAAGUUUAAUUAUUAACGAAAUUUCAAAUUUUUAUUACAUAGUCAGAGCUAUCCCCUUUCCCCACCAAUUGUAAAUUACUCCUACCCUACUCUACUUUCCAACUUUUUCUUUUCUGUAUUCCAAAAAAAAGUAUAUUUUUUGUAAUUUUUUUUUUGUGUGUUUUUUCAUCCUCUUCUUGUGUAUAAUUUUCUAUACAUUUAUUAUUAAUGUCCUUCUCUUUAAAAAAACAUACUUUUUUUUUCUUAAAUUCUUUUAAGUGUCCCAUAUUUUAUGUUUAUUAUUACUGCUCUAAUUCGAUGUAUAAUUUUUAUUUUUUGCUAUUAUUAUUUAUUUAUAAAAAUUAUUUUUUAUAAUUUUAAUUGUAAACGAUGUGCCGAGAAAAAGUUUAAUUUUUAACUGAUUGAGAAUGAGAUGAUGAAAAAAAUGAAUGAAAUGAAAUGAAAACCCAUUUGAAAAAGCAAAAAAACAAUAAAAAAGAAAAAAUAUUUUAUAUAAAAAAAUAAA